AUGGCCACCGCACGCUCGCCCGCGCACCUGCGCUCCCUGUACCGCUCCCUCCUCCGCGAGCUGCCCCCGCGGCCCAUCCUCAAGGCCCCCCGCUCGCCGCUGCACGCCCACCUGCGCGGCACCUUUGCUGCCGCCCCGUCGUCGACACCGGCGGCAGCAUCCCAAUCGUCACCGUCGCCGCCGCAGCAGCAGCAGCACCAUGCCCACGCCGAGGCCGAGCAAAUCGUCGCGUACCUGCGCUCCCAGCGCCAGUACGUGGCCCUCAUCGAGCGCUACAACCCGGGCAUGGACAUGGACGAGGAGGAGCGCGUGCGCCUCACCGCCCGCCGCGUUGGCAUGGACCUGCCCGUCGGGUACGCAGGCGAGAAAUGA
This is a messenger RNA of Purpureocillium takamizusanense, 372 nucleotides long. RefSeq lists its product as uncharacterized. Gene Ontology annotation, biological process: mitochondrial proton-transporting ATP synthase complex assembly. The record is from RefSeq and is a predicted model, not a curated record. The transcript has a single exon. NCBI's taxonomy places the organism in Eukaryota, Fungi, Ascomycota, Sordariomycetes, Hypocreales, Ophiocordycipitaceae. The coding region runs from base 1 to 372 and encodes 123 amino acids. Gene Ontology annotation, cellular component: mitochondrial matrix.